Molecule: messenger RNA, 2656 nt
Organism: Misgurnus anguillicaudatus (oriental weatherfish)
Lineage: Eukaryota; Metazoa; Chordata; Actinopteri; Cypriniformes; Cobitidae
Gene: tmem63a
Product: transmembrane protein 63A
Cellular component (GO): plasma membrane
Molecular function (GO): calcium-activated cation channel activity
Source: RefSeq, a predicted model, not a curated record
GAGACACUGGGCGGAGUUCAGUGUUUCUGCGCAUGUGCGGAUGUAAGAUUUUGUAAAGUAAAGUUUACUCCCCGUGGUUCGACACAGCUGACUGUCUGAGGAGACAAACAACAAGUAAAAUCCACCCAGAUGGCCUCCACAUUGUGGGAUCGUUUCCCAAUGUUGGUGGCCAAUGAUACUACACAUGCGAACGACAGCAACUGUUUCAGUUCCACACAGAGCACUGUACUGAAGGGUGUCAAUUUCGGUGGAGUGCCCAUAGUUUUGCUUCUUGACUUCAUAGUCUUCCUGGUGCUGCUGUUGAUUUUCAAUCUGAUCCGAAGGAAACUCUGGGAUUAUGGGAGACUUGCGCUUGUUGCAGAGACUGAAGGACUCAGCACAGGCAGAAACCGACUCUACAGCAGAAUGAUGUCACAGAUGAGCACAGAUGAGCCGGAGUACGAGAGGGGUUGUUGUUCAUGGCUCUCCUUCAUCUUCAGAAUGGAUGAAACUAUGAUCAAGGAGAGAUGUGGUGUGGAUGCACUACAUUAUCUGUCAUUUCAGAGGCACCUGAUAUUUCUGCUGUGUGUCAUCUGUGUACUGUCUGUAGCCAUCAUCCUCCCAGUCAAUCUGAGUGGUGAACUGCUGGGCAAUAAUCCGUACAGUUUUGGGAGAACCACCAUUGCGAAUCUUCAGAAGGGUGAUAAUCUGCUUUGGCUACACACAGUGUUUGCUGUUUUGUAUCUCAUACUCACUGUGGCAGUCCUGAAAAGCCAUACAUCUAAAAUGAAAGGGAAAAAAAAAGAAAUUGCUAGAAAUACUCUGUUUGUGAGAUCUGUUCCCCCCGAAGCCAGUGAUGAGAGUAUAAAAACUCACUUUAUGGAGGCGUACCCUACCUGUCAAGUGACUAAUGUUAACUUGUGCUAUGAUGUUGCCAAGCUGAUCGAACUGGCCAGAAAUAGAAAGCAUGCAGAAAAAAACCUGCACCAUUACAAUAAGAUCCUGGAGCGCUACGGGCGGCGUGAGGUCAUCAACCCGCGACCCUGCAGCCACCUGUGCUGCUGUUGCCAUUGUCAGGGUUGUGAAGAUGUUGAUGCUAUAGAUUACUACAGCUCACAGGAAGCAGCUCUGGUGGAGGAGAUCAAUAGACUCAAACAAAAUGAACAGCUGUCUUCUCUGGGCAUGGCCUUUGUUUCCCUACAGACUGAAUAUAUGGCCUCUUAUAUUCUAAAAGAUUUUAAUGCGCUGGAUUGUGGAGGUGGGACUGGGGGUGUGGUUGGAGAAGAAAUGGGUGGAGUAACUACAUGUGGGUGUGGCCGGGAGCCUCAGCCAUCCUCUAAGAGCACAGAGCUGAGGGUGCGAAGAUGGAAAGUGAGAUACGCCCCUCAUCUAUACAACAUCUACUGGGAGAAUUUGUCCAUACGAGGUUGGAAAUGGUGGAUGCGUUGCCUGCUGCUAAAUAGCUUUCUCUUCCUCCUCCUCUUCUUCCUCACGACUCCCUCCAUCAUUAUCAGCACCAUGGACAAGUUUAACGUUACCAAGCCCAUUGCCUCUCUGAAUAAUGCCGUUAUCAGCCAGUUCUUCCCAACCCUUCUUCUGUGGACCUUCUCUUCCCUGUUGCCUACGAUAGUUUAUUACUCUACUUUAUGGGAAGCCCACUGGACCAGAUCCAGUGAGAACAUGAGCAUGAUGUACAAACUUUACACCUUUUUGAUCUUCAUGGUGUUGAUUUUGCCAUCACUCGGUCUUACCAGUCUGGACGUGCUUUUUCGCUCGGUUUUUGACCCAAAGGGGAGUUUAAGGUUGGAGUGUGUGUUUUUACCCGAUCAGGGGUCUUUCUUUGUAAAUUACGUGAUUGCCGCAGCGUUGGUGGGCUCUGGGAUGGAGCUGCUGCGUUUGCCAGCAUUACUGCUAUACGUUGUGCGCCUGGCACUUGCGAAUUCGGCUGCCGAGAGGAAAUACGUUAAACAGCAUCAGGCUUACGAGUUUCAGUACGGAGCCGUGUACGGGUGGAUGCUGUGUGUGUUCACUGUCAUCAUGGCCUACAGCAUCACUUGUCCUGUCAUCGUGCCCUUUGGUUUGCUGUAUCUUUUACUCAAACACGCGGUGGACAAACACAACCUAUACUUUGCUUACUUGCCGGCCUGCCUUGACCGGAAAGUUCAUCUGGGAGCUGUCAAUCAAGCGCUGGCUGCACCAAUCAUAUGCUUGUUCUGGCUUUACUUCUUCUCUGUGCUCCGGCAAGGGUUCAUGGCAGUCACGUCUUUGUUUACAUUAGUGGUUUUGAGCUUGACCAUCUUUAUAUGUAUAAGUUACACUUGCUUUGGACACUUCAAAUAUCUCAGCCCUCACAACUACAAUGUUAAGGAGGAAGAUGAAGAUGCUACAGAGAGCUCAUCUUCAUCGGUUUAUCUACCCAAAGUCCUAAACCCAGACUCAUCGUCACAUGCUCCCGAAAGGUGCAGCACACACCAGUCAUACGGGACGACAGAUGUAAACCCGUCCAUCCUCAGCACUGAGGAAGACUCUCCUAACUUGAAUACCUAAUGACAUCACAAACACAACCAAUCAGAGGCCAUCAAUCCACACCUUCCAACCUCCACAACUGCUCUCCUACCUCAAGAAAAUGGCCAAAAAGUUGGAACGUGCCGUUUUUUGCUAGUUGUGGGAAAUUAGG